CCAUUCACAAAUCAAAAGUCAUCUAGGCAGCAGAAACCCGGAGAUUUAUGAGAACACUAUUUUUUGUUUAGCAGUUUUGGUUCUUUCUCGUUCCCAAUGAUCUGCUUCUGAUAUCACAAAUUAAUUUUACUAGAUUCCCUGUAACAUUGAUGGGCGAAAUUUGGUUGGGUACUGAGUCUGGUGCAUACCCGGCAGACGCACGCAGCUGGUCACAGCGUAUGGAUUAGUAGAGGAGUAAGUAACUACGCUGUGACUCACUACACGACUUAGUACGUCCACCAUCUAUACGAGUACUUCAUACUUCCGCGCUUCGUCAUCCAUCAAGUUUGUCUUUACGCUCGUUGUAUUGCACAUUCUUGACUUCAAAGGACUGAUCAGGAUUGCCUUGGAGGAUUACAGAGGGGUACUUUCAAGAGUAGACAAUCCCAGGCUCGUUGACAUGCCGUCUCACAAUACGAACCCUUCCCGCGAUGGAAGACCAAGUCGUUCAGGAACUACACCAGCGGAACGUGAUGAUUUCCUUUGCAAAGUUAAAUAUCUGAACCGACUCCCCGAUAUUCCUGCGGAUCCAAAAUUUCUUGCAUACAGUGUGGACUUGAGCCCUUACGUGCGCUAUGUGGCUACAUCCUUGGAGAAAGAGUACAGAAGAGAUAUUAAUUGCGACACGGACAUGGGCAUGAAGCUGAAUCUGCUUACUCCGCCACCCCAAAUUAGGCCCGAAGUCCUGGAUGAGAAAGGGAGAGCGAUUGAUCAGUUGUUGUGCCAGGAUGAUGCUCUGUCGGAGACCAGCGCACAGAAACCACAGAGAAUGGACCACGGACGACAUGUCGCAUGGCUGCGCAAAACACAGCUGAUCCUGAAUGACUUUGCUCCGAAUCGAGCCGAGGGAUCAGGAGAGAAAUAUCGACCGGUGGUGCAUCACCUCCCAGCGGAAGCCGUUCAGCGAACUCGCCAGAAACGAAUUGACGCCAUUCAGGAGACUUUCGACAACGCAAUCGGCAAGCCGAAAAGACAUCCUACCAAACCAAACCUUACGGUUGUCGAAGAAAUUCCACUUCUUCCAAAUUUUGAUCUUGUGAAAUUCCCUACCGUAAUCGUAACGUUCGAGAGUGAUCCUGCGCCAUCAACGGCCCAUAUUCCGCACUUUACUCCGGACGAAGUUAUGGCAAAUGCAAUGUUGCGUGGAAUGACGGAUGCACAAGGUAACCAGGUUGUCGCUUACUUUUUGCCCACGGAAGAGACACUUCAGAAGCUUGAUAAAGAAAGAUCUGGGGACGACAGUGAAGAGUAUAUUUACAAGCUGCAUCGGGAAUUCUCCUUGCCAGUGGAUGACCGACGGGGCCGGUUUGAAGAGCCAGUUUUUGCUUUGAACUUACGAGAAAAUGCAGCAUUGUACACCGAUCUGGAUACAAAGGUUCGCUUGAUACGAAGAAUGCGUGGAAGUAAGAAAUCCAAAUCCCGGCUAGUUGUUCGAUUCCGACAACUUACGCUAGCAGAACUUGACGAAAGAAAAACUCGCAUGGAAGCUUUCGAAAUGGGUCCGCCUGAAGAAGACGAAGAGAUUAGACGAAAUGUUUCCCCGAUUCCUGAGAGAGAAGGAUCGGAAGCGUCUUCAGCCGAUGAAAGAGUUCAGCAAGAAGACGAGGGCCCAACUGACGAGGAACCGGAAACAGAGUCGAAAGCCAACACUAAACAGGAAAGAGCCUCUAGAAGUCCCAGUCCAUCAUCGAAAUCUUCUAGGAGCAGCAGUCCAGCUUCUGACACAGAACACGUCGAUCAGUCAUCGAAAACGGCGACAAAUGCUGAACUCUUUGGCUCCGAUAGCGAAGACAGCUCAUAGUACUGAGACGGCUGUUAAAAUUGUCCUGUCGUUACUGACCACUAUGACCAGUACUCGUUUUGUUUUGGACGGGUUUUCAUGCGGAUAAUAUAACGUGGAGACAUCCAAUGGGAUUAAUACAUGGUAAUCCGUCCUUCAGUCUCUUCUCUGUCAUGUAAUUAUGUGACCGAAGCCUGUAUCGCGUCCCAAAUGACGCGUAGCAAAUCAGUGAUUCUUCUGAAUAGUGGAACCAAAAAAUUUAAUCACUGAUCAUAUCGGUAACAGUUCGAUUUUAA
This is a messenger RNA of Paramacrobiotus metropolitanus, 2115 nucleotides long. RefSeq names its product RNA polymerase II-associated factor 1 homolog. The coding region runs from base 440 to 1840 and encodes 466 amino acids. Gene Ontology annotation, biological process: transcription elongation by RNA polymerase II. Gene Ontology annotation, cellular component: Cdc73/Paf1 complex. Gene Ontology annotation, molecular function: RNA polymerase II complex binding; chromatin binding. The transcript has 13 exons. Lineage: Eukaryota; Metazoa; Tardigrada; Eutardigrada; Parachela; Macrobiotidae. The record is from RefSeq and is a predicted model, not a curated record.